CGGGCCGCGCCGGGCGGGAAGUGAGCUCAGGCGCACAGGAAAUCCCGCCCGCGCCGCGGCCUGUGUUUGCGCUGCGGGCAGAGAAAGGAGCGGAGCGCCUGCAGCGGCCCAGCCGAGCCUGCCGCACGCAACGGGGCCGAGCCAUGUCUGACCAGGAAGCAAAACCUUCAGCUGAGGACUUAGGAGAUAAGAAAGAAGGGGAAUACAUUAAACUUAAAGUCAUUGGGCAGGACAGCAGUGAAAUUCACUUCAAGGUGAAAAUGACAACACACCUCAAGAAACUCAAAGAAUCAUACUGUCAAAGACAGGGUGUUCCAAUGAAUUCACUCAGGUUCCUCUUCGAGGGUCAGAGAAUUACUGAUAAUCAUACCCCCAAGGAGCUGGGGAUGGAGGAGGAAGAUGUGAUUGAAGUUUAUCAGGAACAGACGGGGGGUCACUCAACAGUUUAGAUCCUUCUGUUUGUUUUCUUCCCCCUUAAUCCUUUUUUAUUUUUAAAUAAUAGUUCUUUUGUAAUGUGGUGUUCAACACUGAAUUGAAACUGGCACCCCAUCUCUGGGAGUUUUAUUUUCAAGCGUCUGGUAUUUUGAAUUCUCGUGCUCAUUAUACACUAUUGUUUGUUUUCAUUGUGCUGAACUUUUGUGAACCAGCUUCAGCCUUGCUUCCCUCUUCCCUUCUGCCCUCCCCCUUUAGAAAUACAUGUACACACAUGCAUUUGUAUGUUCACUGGGUUCGUGCAUUUCGGGCACGAAGGCUGUAAAAUCUGCCAGGUGGGCGAGUGUUCUUAAUGACUUCCAUAUCUGCCCUGAAGUUUUGAUGUGUGACUGUUUCACUCCUGGACUAUAACUUUCAGUGCGAGAUGAAGUUUUUCAGAGAACUAAACUGUGGAGAAAUUGUGUAUCCAUAACUCAGAGCUAUUUUGCUUAAAUUGUGCUGAUGGCCCAAUGAAGAAGAUUACCAAGUUGGAAACGGAAAAGCUAGAACUGUUGUCAUCUGUACCUUGCUCCAGAGAUGGCUUUGCUGAAGACAUAAAAUUGAAAACCCUAUGAUUCUUAAAUCUUGCCAGAAGAGCCCAGAAGCAUUUUAACUUCAUAUAGCAAUUAGUACACGCAGGUAUUCAUGCAAGAAUGUUCACAGCAGACAACUGGUGUUACUUUGACACUCUUGUUUGUACAUUUUGGCCUGGGACGUGGGUUUUGAAUGGACAUUGUCUGUACCAGCUUCAUUUAAAAUAAACAAGAAAAACAAUUUUAUAAACAA
This is a messenger RNA of Falco peregrinus (peregrine falcon), 1257 nucleotides long. RefSeq names its product small ubiquitin like modifier 1 (gene SUMO1). Lineage: Eukaryota; Metazoa; Chordata; Aves; Falconiformes; Falconidae. The transcript is spliced from 5 exons. Bases 144 to 449 code for a protein of 101 amino acids. The record is from RefSeq and is a predicted model, not a curated record. Gene Ontology annotation, biological process: protein sumoylation. Gene Ontology annotation, molecular function: protein tag activity; ubiquitin-like protein ligase binding. Gene Ontology annotation, cellular component: PML body; nucleus.